Molecule: messenger RNA, 573 nt
Organism: Enterobius vermicularis (human pinworm)
Lineage: Eukaryota; Metazoa; Nematoda; Chromadorea; Rhabditida; Oxyuridae
Source: the annotation of a GenBank genome assembly
AUGCGAAGAGAAGCUAUGAAUAUCCACCGAGUAUGUGAGCGCAGAUGUAGGUUUGGUGCAACUGUGAUUGAUUUGGCUACCCUGAACGCGAAGAGCAGUGACUCAAUGAGUGUAUACGAUAAAGACGGAAAUAAAAUAGUUUCCUUUCCUGACUUCAGCGUGCUUUGCAGGACUUCAGUCUGCUUUUCGCAUUGCAUGAAAACUGGGUACGAAAGGCGAUGUCCUAAUACAAGAAUGUCGUUUCUCGACAAGACAGUUGCAGCAGUGAUGCAAUAUCUGAACCUCAGUGGUUCUGCAGAAAAAGUUAAAUUAAAUGACACAUAUACGCUUAUUCUUUCCGCUUUUCUGCCAAAAGAAUGUCAAUAUUUUAUUGAUGAACAGGCAACUUUCGAUGAAGGAGUACCAACAGAUUCAAGUGUGGUUGGAAACGAAUUAACCGAGGGUCAGGGAGACACUGAGGAUUUGUCAGGGAAUCAAGUCAGAUCUGUCAGAGAAGUGACAGAAAACCAUGGCACAGGUCUUGCAGCUGGGAUUUAUGUCAUUUUUCUGACAAUAUUGCUGGUUUUAACGUAA